This is a messenger RNA of Siniperca chuatsi (mandarin fish), 3543 nucleotides long. RefSeq names its product receptor (TNFRSF)-interacting serine-threonine kinase 1, like (gene ripk1l). Gene Ontology annotation, molecular function: protein binding; JUN kinase kinase kinase activity; ATP binding. The transcript is spliced from 11 exons. NCBI's taxonomy places the organism in Eukaryota, Metazoa, Chordata, Actinopteri, Centrarchiformes, Sinipercidae. The coding region runs from base 297 to 2339 and encodes 680 amino acids. Gene Ontology annotation, biological process: signal transduction; protein phosphorylation. The record is from RefSeq and is a predicted model, not a curated record.
GGUCCUAUUUCAGAGGAUUUCUGUAUCUCAAAAACCCAUUUAAAACGAACAAAGUUACAAAGAAAACAACCUAAUAUCGUAUCCUGCAUUUGUGUUUUGUUAUGGAAUGAGUUUUUAGGCCUUUUCAGCCACAAAAACCUGAAGUUGCAAGCCGUCCUGAUAAGUUAUCGACUAGUGAGGCUGUUUGUAGUUUUUAUGUCGCCUCUCUGGUAUCGCUUUUGAUCGAGUUCGUCGAGGAAAUCCCGGAACUAGAAACAAAGUGCUCUAAGUACUUGGACUGUACAGCACUGUUUGGGAUGGCCACCGCUCCACAUACUUCACUUCAUAUGAGAUCAACUGAUCUCAUCAAAAAAGAGCCCCUGGACUACGGAGGAUUUGGAGAAGUUUACCUGUGCUACCAUGUAACCCUCGGCCAGGUGGUGUUGAAGACUAUGUAUACAGGCCCUCUUCGCAAUGAAGAGAGUAAAAGGUCACUGCUGGAGGAGGGGAGCAUCAUGGCAAGCCUGAACCAUGAGCGAGUGGUCAAGUUGCUGGGUGUGAUCAUGGAGGAUAGAGACUGCUCGCUAGUUAUGGAACUCAUCCCCAGAGGCAACCUGUUGGCCAUGCUAGAGACGGUCCCUGUCCCAAUAUCCAUCAAGGGCAGAAUCAUCAUAGAGAUUUUGGAAGCGAUGAUGUACCUUACAGAUAGACACAUCAUACACAAGGACAUCAAGCCAGAAAAUAUUUUAGUGGAUAAGGAUUUUCACAUCAAGGUUGCAGACCUUGGCCUGGCCAUCUGCCAGACGUGGAGCAAACUCACAAGGAAGGAGUCUCGCAGGAAGAGUCAUAUAGGGCAGUCAGUGGGGGCGAGAGUUGCUGGCACACUGAGCUACAUGGCCCCUGAGCACUUGAACAGUAUACAUACAGCCUCCACUGAGAAGUCUGACGUCUACAGCUUUGCAAUUGUGGUUUGGGUCAUCCUUACAGGGGAAGAGCCAUAUGCAAAUGCCAGGAGUGAAGACCAAAUGAGCCAGUGUGUCCGAAAUGGUGACCGACCGGCAGAGGACCUUAUUCCAGACAACACACCUGCAGAGAUGAUUCAGCUUAUGAAGAGGUGCUGGGAUCAAAAUCCGCUGCAACGGCCAACAUUUGAAGAGAGCUACAACUUCUUCUUUCCUUUCUAUAUGGAAAAGCUUGAACCGCAUGUAGAGGAAGAUUUACUGGAUCUGAGGAAAUUGUAUGAAGGCCCAGACGAACUUGUUGAGAAGUUGAAAUCUUUAUCAGUGACCCAUGACAGUUUUUCGGCAGAUUGCCCAGCUCCUUUGGUGAGUUCAGACAGAAGUGUAUCUAUGCCAGUUGAAGCCAGUAUUGAGGACCUGCAUGACAUCCAAUAUGAGCCACCUGUGGAGUCUAUUCAGGCAGAUGCAAAGGCAGCUAGCAGCCCUUCAGCUUUGGAGGAGAAACUAAAUCGGGAGCUUCAGUACCACAAAUAUGGUAGUUAUAACUGUGAGAACCAGCCUGAUGCUGCCAACUCCUGCCAUCACAACAACUCAAAUCUUUUCCUGCAAAACCAUGUCAGCACUUCAGAUCACACUGUAAGGCAACCAGAACAAGACAGACCCUCUUGUGUAUCUUCUGUCCAUUCCUGGACAAAAGCUGAGCCUGUACAGCCCACCAGCCAGGAAGAGGCUUGGUAUCGCCCUACUGCUGGUCUCUAUGAGUCCAUGAACUCAGCUGCUCCAUUCCACUUGCCAAUGUCUGCCAGCACCUCUUCUCUACCCCAGUUUAACCAGCAACAUCCACAAUCCCAAUAUGACCGCCAGCAGUCCUGGCCAGCUUACCCAGUGUUUGAUACAUCUGCUCCUGACAUUAGCCCUGGGCGUCUCCUGACCCCUUCCAAGAGCAGCUCGCUACAAGAUCCAGGAUCUCUUUUCAUUCAGAAUGCCAGCGGGAUCCAGAUUGGGAGCAACAACACGAUGAGUAUCAGAGGUUACGAGUCCUCCCAUAGUUUAUCUCUACAUGCUAACGAUUCAGCUAACUCUCCCAUCAAAGAAGGCAUUCUGAAAUAUGAGGACCAUGCUGUGACCGAGGAGCACCUGGAUCUGCUGAGGGACAACAUUGGGAACAAAUGGAAGCGUUGUGCACGGCGACUGGGUCUGACCACUGUGGAAAUAGAGACCAUUGACCACGACUUUUACCGUGAUGGCUUGCCAGAAAUGGUGCACCAGAUGCUGGAGCGAUGGAAAAUGAAGGAGGGAAGCAUUGGUUGCAAAAUCGGGAAGCUUUGCCGAGCACUGGAAGGCAACAUAAAGCUAGAUGUCAUCCAGAAAAUACUGGACAGCUGCGGUUCUUCCUCCUAGAUCUCAUUCCCUCUAAAGGACUUUCUGCCAAUGGUGGCCCUGUUUUCUUUCAACCAUAACCAAAAACACUUGAUUUAAUGUGCAGUGGGUUUAUGUACAGUACAAGUCAAUAGAACGUUGUUUGUGUUGCGCUAAAGCGCUAAAAUAAUUGGCAAAAGACGCCUCUCACUGCAAAAAAAGUGCCCUGUCUGAUUGCAGCUUAAAGCACUGAAAAUGGUGUAUGGAAAACUUAACUGUAUCAUUCCAGAAAAGAUAUCAUGGUUAUGAUCACUCAUGAUAACCACAGAGCUCGCUCAUAGGGAAAAUUGUCUUUGACAGCUUACUGAACACUCAGUGUAAUCACUCAUUUUGAUAAAAUUCAUCCAAAAGUCCAAAAAUCAUUUGGACUUUGCUAUUUUUGUGACAGUUUAAAAGCUCUAAUUGCAUUAUCAAAUGACUGCAUGACUUGUUCUGCCAAACAUAUAUUUAUAUCAGCAGUAGAGAUGAACAUGGUCAAGGUUCAGUUUCUUCUAAUCAUGGAAUUUAUGGUUCAUUUUGUAAUUUACUAUAAAGCAAUAAUGGCCUCAAUUAUUCGUAAGUCAAAGCAACAGUAGAAAAAAAUAUUAACACAUACAUUGUCAAGUAUUUGUUUUUCAGAAAUUGUUCUCUGUGUGAUGACAUUAUGGAAAAGUCACUGAGAUUGUACACGGUUACUGUAGCUUUAACAGAAUAAUGAACUCAUAUUCAGGGACAAUAAAAUGGUGUGUGGUAAACAUUUAUUUUAUUUCAGCCCAACACAACCAUGACUCCAAACACCGAACAGGCAAAGUCAAUGAGUCUGUAAGAAGCUGAAGAAGAAACAUAAGUAGUCAUGGGGGGGAUGCAAUUUGUACAGAAGGACAGAAGCUUUAGUACAGUAUUCCACUUGUACAUGUGUAUUAUUGUUGUCAUCCUCAAACUGUUUCUUUUAAUUUUUAUACCCUCUGUGGAUUAUGUGCUUCCAUUUCCCCAAGUUACAGUAAAACUGCAUGAAUGACUAAUUAGCUACUUGUUUGAUUGUUCAGUGUGUCGACUUACUGUAAUGAUAUCUGAUUAUCUUUAAGCUGAUGAGAUGAUGCUGUGCUGUAUCAAGCAUUUUGGAUUCCAAGCUUUUCUUACCAUCCAGUCAUAUUGCCUUGGAGAUGUGUCAAUGUCAUGUUCUGUUUAAUUACAAAAUUCUCUGUAA